CUCUCCCCGUCUUCUCUCGCUCUCCAAAACCCUGAUCUCUUUCUAACUAAAACCCUAGCAAAAAAGAGGGGAGAAAAAAAAUAAUAAUCCACGCACGCACACUCUCUUUCUACUGUCAUUCCUACAAUUAAUCCAAUGAUCGCUCUAUCCCGUCGAAAACCUCCAAUCCAAUUUCUCCUCUCAACCCUAAAUCAUGCUUCAACCCUCCAAAACCCUAAAUUUCUCCCCCAAAACCCCAACUUUUCCUCCCAGUCCUCCCCCAAAUUCCCCGAGUACGAGAUGCCCUCGGUAACUUGGGGAGCGAUCCACGGCCGCAAAGAGCGCCUCGUUUCCCGCGUGAUCAUCUCCGACUACCUCAAAUCCCUCGGCAUCAUCCCCGACGAGCUCGCCCCCAUCGAGCUCCCCUCCACAAUCGACGUCAUGAAAGAGCGAAUUGAGUUCUUGACCAAGCUCGGCCUCACCGUCGACGACAUCAACAACUACCCGUUAAUGCUGGGCUGCUCUCUCCGCAAGAACAUCAUCCCGGUGCUUACUUACCUCCAAAAGAUCGGCUUUCCGAAGCCCAAGCUCGGAGAGUUUGUGAAGAAUUACCCUCAGGUACUGCAUUCUAGUGUAAUUGUUGAGUUGGCCCCUGUCGUUAAGUUCCUUAGAGGAUUGGAUGUCGAGAAGCAGGACAUACCUUAUGUGUUAUCUAGGUUUCCAGAGUUGUUCGGGUUUAAACUUGAGGGUACGAUGAGUACUUCGGUUGCAUAUUUGGUUAGCAUCGGUGUUUCGCCUAGAGAUAUCGGGCCGAUGGUGACCCAGUUCCCGUAUUUUCUCGGAAUGAGGGUCGGGACGAUGAUUAAGCCGUUGGCUGAGUUUUUGAUUGAGUUGGGGAUUCCGAAGAGGAUAUUGGCGAGGAUGCUAGAGAAAAGGACUUAUGUUCUUGGAUAUGAUUUGGAGGAGACGGUUAAGCCGAAUGUGGAUGCUUUGAUCAGUUUUGGAGUGAGAAAAGAGGUGAUACCGAUGAUAGUUGCACAAUUUCCGCAGAUCCUUGGAUUGCCAUUGAAGGCUAAACUGUCGACUAUGCAGUAUUUCUUUAGUUUGAAGCUUAAGAUUGAUCCUGAGGGGUUUGCAAAGGCAUUGGAGAAGUUGCCGCAGAUUGUUGGCUUGAAUCAGAAUUUGAUGAUGAGGCCGGUGGACUUUCUUAGGGGGAGGGGGUUUUCCGAUGGAGAUGUGGCUAGAAUGGUUGUCAAGUGCCCGCAGUUGCUUGUGCUUCGAGUUGAGGUGAUGAAGAACAGUUUUUACUUCUUUAAGAGUGAGAUGAGAAGGGGAAUGGAAGAGUUGUUGGAGUUUCCUGAGUAUUUUACUUAUAGCUUGGAGGCAAGGAUAAAGCCAAGGUACCAGAGGUUGGCGAGCAAAGGGAUUCGUUGUGGGUUGGGGUGGUUCUUGAAUUGUAGUGAUCAAAGAUUUGAGGAGAGGUUGCAGGGUGAUUAUAUUGAAGGAGAGACUUUGGGGCCUUCGUUUGUUAUGGGUGGGAAAUUGGAUAUGCCUGGGAGCGAAUUGGUAUCUGAUGAAGAGGACGAUGAGAGUGAUAGUGAGGUGCUCUAUAGGCGGACCGUUCAGCUUUAGAGAUUGGUGUUUUUGGUGUUUUGCGCCUAUCAUAUUUAUUUCCGGUACUAGAAUAUUGAUGCUUUAGGCUGGUGCUGGCUAUAUCUAAGACACUAUUUUCGUUGUUAGGGAAGUAGUAGAUGCACAAUGCAUGUGGAGCUUCAUCCUCCAGAGUCAAUAACAAGACAUUCGAGGAAAUUAGAUGCCACUUCCAACCGGACAGAAGAGCCAACACUCAAUCACUCAAGAAAGUUUGCUCAAUCUGUGUCCUAAAGAUGAGAUAGCCAGCGUGUAAAGCCAAAUAGCGGAAGCUCUUCAGGAUCAGUUUGUGCUCCUGGCUAGCUCGAGGAGGGACCGUGGCUUUGUCUUUUAUGGUGCAAAAUAACCUCCAAUAGCUUCAAACUAGCUCUACAGGCCAAGGUAUGUAAGGUUUUAUGCUCGCAGCUAAUAAGAUCUUGUAGAUUAUUUGUAGUUGUGUAACAUAUACAAUGGCUAAAAUAAAGCCGUUAACAUCAGCUUCAGUUUUAAGAACUGGGUUACCUAUGUUUUGAGUACAAGUCCUCAUAAUUAAAUCCACAAGUGUACUUACUGAACUCGGCCGCGACU
Asparagus officinalis (garden asparagus) is the source of this 2196-nucleotide messenger RNA. RefSeq names its product transcription termination factor MTERF4, chloroplastic. The coding region runs from base 136 to 1611 and encodes 491 amino acids. The transcript is spliced from 2 exons. NCBI's taxonomy places the organism in Eukaryota, Viridiplantae, Streptophyta, Magnoliopsida, Asparagales, Asparagaceae. The record is from RefSeq and is a predicted model, not a curated record. Gene Ontology annotation, molecular function: double-stranded DNA binding. Gene Ontology annotation, biological process: regulation of DNA-templated transcription.